AUGAAAGUGUGGAUUUUCCUGACGCUUUUCCUGGCGGUUAAAGCCGACCUCCUGGACCUUUAUGUCGAAGACAUGGACCAGGCGAUGCGGCCCAGGGCCAGAAGAGCUCCCAAGGUGCCUUUUAAAAUCGGGGAUUACAAGAAGCAGAAGCUGGAUGUCGAUGACAACUGGACCAUUGGAAAAAAGCAUUUUAAGAACGAGAUUUUGAAUAAAGAUGGCUUGGAGGUUCCUAAUCUUAAGGAACAGAACCAGGACAGAGAUUUCGAGUUGGUUAAGAGCAAUCGGAUGCUGGAAUUGCUGGAGGGAUUUGGAAGGAGGAAGAGAAGUGUUAAUACGAAGACUGAGAAAGUUUUCCAGCCGAGUUUUGUUAAAGGGGAGAUUAAGAGACAGAAGCGCGUUCGAAGGGGUGAUUUGAAAGUUAAGUUUAAUUUUACCAGGCACGAGGUCCUGGAUGACCUUGGUGAUGUCCUGCUGGAAUGGGACAUUUCCGGAGAAGAUGUGGGAUAUUUUAGAGUCACUGCUAGGACUAAGGGGUACGUUGGGAUUGGGUUUAAUGACAAUGGACACAUGAAAGGAGCGGAUAUUAUUCUGACCUGGGUGGAUGACCAUUCUGGUGUUGUCAAUCUUUUGGAUUCACACGGUGAUGAUGAUGCCAAUGCAUCUCCGAUCACAGACGCCUCCCAAGAUGUUAAGAUAGUCGAAGGCUUUCAAAACAACACCCACACCUCAGUUACGUUCUCACGGGCAUGGCAAACCUGCGAUCCAGACGAUUAUCACUUAACCGAAGACAGCGUGAGGGUGAUCUGGGCAAUGCACGAGUCAGACCCCGAAUUGAGCACCCCAGUGUGGCACCAUGAGCACCGAGGAUCCCGCAAGCUGAGAAUCAGAGCUCCAGCGGACAGAAAAGCACCUGCUCACUCUGUUGGAGUCAGGCACUGGGACGUCAAGUUGAACCAAUUCGCCGUGGACGGAAAGGACAAUACUGUCUACUGGUGCAAGAUUUUCGCAGCUCCGGUUAGAGAAAAGCACCAUAUGAUCGGGUAUGAGCCGCUGAUAGACAAAGGCAACGAAGAUCUGGUGCAUCAUAUAAUCCUCUACGAAUGCGCCUCCACAUCUCCGACGUUAAAAGAGCACGCACGGAUUGUUGGGACUGCUUGCUAUACGUCGAUCAUGCCCAGAGAGUGGGACUCUUGCAUCCAACCUAUCGUCGUUUGGACCCGCGGCAGCAAAGGUGAUUGGCUGCCGGAACACGUGGGACUGCCAGUUGCGGAGCACCAAGAGGGCUCGUACUACAUGUUGCAGGUGCAUUACAACAACCCAGGUUUAAAGAAAGCGGUUGAUAGCAGCGGAGUUAGGCUCCAUUUGACCUCAGAACUUCGGCCGCAAGAAGCUGGGAUAUUCGUUUCGGGGAUUGCUGUGUCUCCGUUGCAUCUUAUCCCGCCGAAGCAGAAGGAAUAUGCUACUGCUGGUUACUGCGACACCCGAUGUACCGACGCGCUGCUUCCAAAAGAAGGGGUCAAUGCGGUGUCUGUUGUCCUGCACUCGCAUCUGGCAGGAAGGAAGAUGAGCCUAAAGCACAUCAGAGAAGGCAAAGAACUCCCGCAUAUUGUCAGAGAGAACCGUUUUGAUUUCGAUUACCAGCAAUCCCACAGUUUGCAAGAGGAAGUUAAGAUCCUACCUGGUGAUGAAUUAGUCACCGAAUGCGUUUACGGAACAGAAGAUAGAACGCGGCCAACUAUGGGCGGAUACGCCGCCACACAGGAAAUGUGUCUGGCUUUUGUGGUUUACUAUCCGCGAACCCAAUUGGCAGGCUGCUAUAGCACAUCUCCACCAAAGGAUUUCUUCAAGACUCUGGGGGUAUAUGAUUUCAAGGGAGUUUCUUUGGACAAUUUGGAGAAGCUCUUCCUGACUUCUGGAACUGACGGAGUGAUGCAGCCGUCUACAGUCCAACAACUUCCAGUGUACCCGGCUGUCAGACCCAGAGAUGAAGUGGACCAAGAGGUGAUCAGAGAAGCCCAGUCUGCUUUGAAGGCCAUGGAUGACUUCUCGGAAACUGAAGAUGAGGACGUCAUCUUCACUAGGUUGGUUAUUGACAACCCAGAAGAGUUCCGUGGCAGAACUUUGGCAGAACAUCUCCAAAACUUGCCCUGGACUGAGGAACUCCUUGCUAGGAGCAUCGAGCGAAGCUUCUACCGGGGCAGACACAUGACCUUCUGCCGCAGGCGCGACGAUAAAUUGGCGUUGCCUUCUGUUGUCAGGGAGUUUCCAAACUACACUGCUUUGGUGGAGCCAAAAAGAACUGUAUGCUCGAAAAAAGUCGUCACUUCUGCAGGAAUCAAGAUUCUUCCUAGCUUGAUCAUCAUUUUUGGGUUGUUGAUGAGGCGAACACGAUUCACAGUUCUACCAGUUCGUUCCUGGCAGUAUGUUGGUCUGAUGGUGGUGUCUCUAGCUUGCAUGACACUAGGUCUAGUGUCCAGAGAUCGAGCUGGAAGAUCUGGAAGCCUGGCUGGACCUGAGUUGAAGCACACUGCGCCGCAUGAAGUUGACGCUUGCCCAAAUGAGCUAGCCAUGCUCUUUCGAUCGCUUGGUGACGACCCGGCUGCCAAAGGACUUGAAUAUGACUACCGAAUCGACCCCUACAAACUGGACCAAUCAAGAAUAUCAAGAUCCAGGUCCCUAGAUCGCGUCGAUGCACGACGAAUAGCUCUUCGAGAAGUCGAUGCUCGGUUGGAGAGUCGAAGACUGAACAGAAACUUAAGAGAAAACCAAAGACUGAACCGCGACAGGCAAUUGGAGAGUCAUAAUAGAAUCCGAAGUGUUGAGAGCCGUCAGAAUCGCGGCGAAAUCCGCGCUUCAGUUCGGGAUCGACGAGUUGAGGAAACUCGAGUUCGGGAUCUACGAAACCGAGACGUUUCGCGGAGUAGACGACUUGAAACCCGGGAAAAUUCACGAGAUCGAUGGGUGGAUUCUAGAGCAGUUGAAAGAAGGCUUGCUGAAGCUUCUAGAGUGCGUGAAUCACGAGACGAACGUCGUGUGGCUUCUAGAUCGUUAGAUUCACGUGAACGACGAGUUGUAGAAGCAUCUAGAGUUCGAGACGCACGAGAUGAACGUCGUGUGGCUUCUAGAUCACUAGAUUCACGUGAACGGCGAAUUGUUGAAGCUUCUAGAGCUCGUGAAUCACUUCAACGUCAGGAUCGAGUUCGUGAAUCACGAGAUGAACGUCGUGUGGCUUCCAGGUCGCUAGAUUCGCGUGAGCGACGAAUUGUUGAAGCUUCUAGAGCUCGUGAAUCAACUAGACGUCUUGAUCGAGUUCGUGAAUCACGAAAUGAACGUCGUGUGGCUUCCAGGUCGCUAGAUUCACUUGAACGACGAGUUGUAGAAGGAUCUAGAGUUCACGAAUCGCGAGAUGAACGUCGUGCAGCUUCUAGAUCACUAGAUUCACGAGAGCGACGAAUUGUAGAAGCAUCUAGAGUUCGCGAAUCACAAAACGAACGUCGCGGAGCUUCUAGAUCAUUAGAUUCACGUGAACGGCGAGUUGUAGAAGCAUCUAGAGCUCGUGAAUCGCGAGAUGAACGUCGUUCUGCUGCUAGACUGUCAGAACAUCGUGAAAAACGAUCUGUUGAAGCUUCCCGAGUUCGCGACGAACGCAGGGUAUCUGAAAUCCGAGGACGUGAUGCACGGGAUCAACGUUUUUCUGCUACUAGAGUAGAAAGUCUAGGAAAACGUGAAGCAGAAAGCUCACGAAUUCGCGAAAUCCGUGAAACUCGAAAUGAACGGAGGGUCCGUGAUAACAAUGCUCAACGUGCUCCUUUGAUCAGCCGAAUUCGACGGGAAUCCAUCUCUCGGGAACGGCUGACUGAUGAUCGCAAAGCUGAUACGAUCAGGGUAUCAGAAGAAGAUCAGAUCCGACUUAACUACCUCAAGUUGCCAGAAAUUAGUGCUAAAGCUGACUACGAGUUCAUCAAACAGGCUCUUGUGGCUGGAUUGUUCACUAUCUACGCUGUUUCUAUCUUCCAGGGCAAGGCUAGCUACUUCAGGUCCAUCAUCCCCCAAGCUCGUCUUGCAGCCUGGUGA
Messenger RNA from Cotesia congregata, 4074 nucleotides. The record is from the annotation of a GenBank genome assembly. NCBI's taxonomy places the organism in Eukaryota, Metazoa, Arthropoda, Insecta, Hymenoptera, Braconidae.